AUGCGAUCGCAGGCCCCAGCCCGGGUCGUGAGGCAGCGGAAACUCAACAAAUCCACCCUCCAGCAGAUCCUUCGCGAGGACCAGAUCGAGUCUGCUGAAUUUCAUUCACUUCAGAAUCAAUAUCAUGUUGAAACUGGAGUGGAGCGGUCAGAGGAGAAUGAAUACCAUCUCCAAGCCGCGCUGGCCGCCAGUGCGGGCGCAGGGGAGAAGGAUACCGAGAAAGAAAUCCCAGCUCCUCCUGCCCAGGAGGGUACCAACAUCGAUUACGAUGCCCUGUACUCAUUAAAAUUUGCCCAACCCGCUACCUACAUUCGCUUUUCGCAAACCGUGGAAGAAUGCACUGGUUGUCAAUAUGAUAUGACUACCGAAGAUGAUGCCUUUUUAAAGGUGUAUAACCAAAAGAAAGGAAUGGGUGCACGAUGCUCCGAGGCUGACUUCGAGAAAAUCAUGGAAGUCUUCGAGGAAACUGCCGAACUCCAAGCUCCAUUUGCAGCUGUAGACAAUACAGUGGUACCUUUCGAGACCAUGAAGUAUGCGCUGAAGAAUCAGAUGGAUGACAAAAUCCAAAAUGCAUUUGCCAAAGAUAUCUACGAGCACUGGAAGGUCCGCAGGCAAGCCUCUGGCAAUAAGCCUUUGCAGCCCAGCCUGAAAUUCGAGACCCACCAAGAGAACGAUGAUGGUGAUCCCUAUGUGUGUUUCCGCCGUCGCGAGGUCAGGCAGACUAGGAAGACUAGAGCUCGGGACGUCCAAAGCACUGAUAAACUCAAGAGAUUAAGGAAAGAACUUGAGGAAGGACGCCAACUUGUGGCGCUGGCAUUCCAGCGGGAAAUGACGAAACGAGAGCUUUUGAAUGUUGACCGGAAUAUCUUUGAGCAACGUGCUAAGGUUAAGGAGGCAAAGGUCAGGCUUGGUAUCAAGGGCGAUGACGAGGACUUGAUCAACCAAAGGCCACAAAAGAGAAAGGUCUCCGACUUCCCCGCAUUACAGCGGCCAUCAGGUUCGCAAGUGCGCUUGCCUGGCCGUUCGGAUGGCCGCCCGCUGGACGCCGAUCUCGUCCAACUGGGUAACGUUCUUGCCCAGAAAGAGAAUCUUCUUCAAAGAGAGAUUGAAGAGAAGACAAACCAGCAUCGUAAGUGGAAUCAAAACCACAUUGAUCUCACCCGAGAACCUCUCUCGCCGGUUAGUGGUCAAAAUCCCGACUGCGGGUUCCGUCCUGCAACCGCACAGUAUCAGUACUUGAUGACUCCUCCGUCGUCAGUUGCUUCGGAAUCCUCUGAUCAUGAUUCGCCACUUCAAGAAAAGCCUGAACCCUUCACAUUCAGGUACAACUCUCCGCCAGAAGAAGACGAGCCCCGACCGCAGCCAGCAUAUCGUAGACGAAUUGGUCGUGGUGGUCGCUUGUGGAUCGAUCGUAGGGGUAUGGCCUCUGCAUUCCGGACUGUCGAAGAGAAUGGUUCGGAUCGGUGGAAAUAUGAUCAGGAUGACGAAGAGGAGCAGCCCGUAUAUGAAAUGGAUCCAUAUGAUACCAAGGCUCUCCGGUUCAGGGCAACAAUACCGUUCCCUCCGCAUCUCUUACCUCAGCGUCCUCGACAAGACGAUAGAAACCGAAUAACCAACGGAAGUCCCUCGAAUAGUCGUGUGGCGGCUACGGGACCACCAGCAGCGGCUCCCACAGCACCCACUUGA
Molecule: messenger RNA, 1686 nt
Organism: Venustampulla echinocandica
Lineage: Eukaryota; Fungi; Ascomycota; Leotiomycetes; Helotiales; Pleuroascaceae
Product: Enhancer of polycomb-like protein
Exons: 3
Coding region: 1-1686 (561 amino acids)
Biological process (GO): regulation of transcription by RNA polymerase II
Cellular component (GO): piccolo histone acetyltransferase complex
Source: RefSeq, a predicted model, not a curated record